AGAAUCUGCGGAAUCCUUUGGGCACACUCAGAGUUGCCAUCAAACGCGCGAAGAUCAAAGCGCUCACCAACAGGCCUCAGGUGGGUGUGCCAGACAAGCACUACUGCAUCAUCCAGCACGCGGGAGUGUUCAAGAAGACUCCCGCGGUCCCGUCCCUGACCCCAAAGUGGGAACUGGCCAACUUCGACUUCACCGUAUUCGAACUGAGCACGAGUACCGUUGUGUACGUGUUUGUCGAGGGUACGGACAAGUUCAUUGGCAGCUAUAUAUUCAAGCUCAGCAGUCUGUGGGUUCACCGCGUGUACCAGACAUGGGUGCCGUUGGUCAGGAAGAGCUCCAAGAAAAUGUACAAGCUGGGUGGCGAGGU
Molecule: messenger RNA, 367 nt
Organism: Sphaeroforma arctica JP610
Lineage: Eukaryota; Ichthyosporea; Ichthyophonida
Exons: 2
Source: RefSeq, a predicted model, not a curated record